AUGACUCCAAAGGCCUGUUCCAGGCCAGCCUACAUCUGGGACCUGAUGACCGCGUCUCGGACCCGUGCCCACUGUCCUACCCUCCAGCUCCCGGGGACUGGGGCCAGCUAUGGUGGGCUCUGCUCCAGCCCUUCGAAUGAAUCUGACAUCUUCAGCUGGGUGAUCCGCAGAGAAUUCCAGGAGUUCCAUCUCCUGGUGGAUGAGAAGGCCUGAUGUCUGGAGGGCAUCGAGUGUUACAUCUGGGGCCUGCUGGCCUCCAUGGACUUGCCAGGACAGGCUCAGGGUGCCCGUGAGCGGCUGAGCCAGGCCCAACACAUCUUGGAGCAGCUGAGUGAGGAGAGUCGCCUUGACUUCAUCCAGAAAUAUCAUGCCAUGGCCUCCAGGUAAGACCUGCAGCCUCCAUCCCUGGAGGGAACCUUCAAUGCUGAGUCCUUCAAGCCAGGCUUCCACCCAGCUGACCGCAAAAUGCCAGUGUGGAAACGUCUGUUCCAUAAGAGUCUCCCAGGUUAGUUACUUCAGCCCCAAACUCUGAAAUUGGACCCAACCAUGGCUCAUCCACUUUUCCAUCUCUUCAAAGGAAACACAGUGGUACAUUGUAGUCUCUUCUCUCAUCGCUGUGUCAGCCAUCCUGAUGGCUUUGACUACAACACCUGCAUCCUGAUCAGCCAGGGUUUCUCCUGUGGCCACCAUUACUGGGAGGUAGUUGUUGGCAACAAGAGUCAUUUGGCAGCUGGGGUCAUCAAGGGCACCACCAGCCGGAAAGACAAGCUGACCAAGUGCCCAGAGAAUGGGAUAUGACUGAUGGGGGUCAAAGAGGGCUGUGGGUAUGAGGCUUUACAGUGUCCACAAGUGCUCUUGCUUGUGGUAGGACAUCCUCAUUGGAUUGGGGUAUAUCUCCAACAUGAAUAGAGGGAGCUCACUUUCUUUGAUGCAGACCACUCCCAGGGCCUCCAGGCCCAGUACACAUUCCAGGCUGACUUUUAAGGCAAACUUUGUCUCCUAGAUACCUGUUGGCAUGAAUGGGGCAACAAUUCCCCUCCCCUUGUGUUGCCUCAACCUCCUGGGCCUAGCUACCUCCUACCCUUGGAGCAUACCAAACUAUAG
Molecule: messenger RNA, 1104 nt
Organism: Monodelphis domestica (gray short-tailed opossum)
Lineage: Eukaryota; Metazoa; Chordata; Mammalia; Didelphimorphia; Didelphidae
Source: RefSeq, a predicted model, not a curated record